Molecule: messenger RNA, 324 nt
Organism: Pneumocystis murina B123
Lineage: Eukaryota; Fungi; Ascomycota; Pneumocystomycetes; Pneumocystales; Pneumocystaceae
Product: ubiquitin-like protein pmt3/smt3
Exons: 4
Coding region: 1-324 (107 amino acids)
Biological process (GO): protein sumoylation
Cellular component (GO): septin ring; nucleus
Molecular function (GO): ubiquitin-like protein ligase binding; protein tag activity
Source: RefSeq, a predicted model, not a curated record
AUGUCUGCAUCAGCUGAAGAAGAUAAAAAACCUAGUGAACAUAUAAAUAUCAGAGUUGUUGGUUAUGACAGUAAUGAAGUUUUUUUCAAAAUUAAACGUCAUACACCACUUAAAAAACUAAUGGAAGCGUAUUGUGAACGACAAGGCAAAUCAAUGAAUAUGCUUCGUUUUCUUGUAGAUGGUGAACGUGCAAGACCAGAACAAACUCCAGCUCAGCUAGAUAUGGAAGAUGGAGAUCAAAUUGAAGUUAUGAUUGAACAGCUGGGAGGGUAUCAGUCAAAUAUAAAAUGUUAUAGGGUUAGGGUUGAUGUUAGGAUGUGGUAA